Messenger RNA from Gongylonema pulchrum, 603 nucleotides. The record is from the annotation of a GenBank genome assembly. NCBI's taxonomy places the organism in Eukaryota, Metazoa, Nematoda, Chromadorea, Rhabditida, Gongylonematidae.
AUGUCAUUAGACAAGCAUUUGUUCAACUUGAAAUUUGCCGCAAAGGAGUUGCAACGAAACGCCAAGAAAUGCGAGAAGGAGGAGAAAGCGGAGAAGACAAAAUUAACCAAUGCAAUAAAGAAAGGCAAUAUGGAAGUGGCACAGGUACAUGCCGAAAAUGCAAUACGUAAGAAAAAUGAAGGCCUCAAUUACAUACGCAUGUCGGCACGAAUUGAUGCAGUUGCAGCACGAGUACAGACAGCAGCAACGCAAAAGCGCGUUACGCAGAGCAUGACAGGUGUUGUACAGGCCAUGGAAUCGGCACUGCGCUCCAUGAAUUUGGAAAAAGUGCAAAAUUUAAUGGAUCGCUUUGAGAAGGACUUCGAAAAUCUGGAUGUACAGUCGGCAACAAUGGAAGGCUCAAUGACAGCAACAACAACAUUGAAUGCACCACAGGCGCAAGUGAAUGCCUUGAUUCAGGAAGCAGCUGACAAAGCUGGCUUGGAAUUGAACAUGGAAUUGCCAGCUGGUGCAACUACUACAGCUAUUGGCGGCAAAGUUUCAACGUCAGCCACCGAAAACGAUGAACUAACUCAGCGGCUUGCAGCUCUGAGACAGAACUAA